Molecule: messenger RNA, 1272 nt
Organism: Anopheles marshallii
Lineage: Eukaryota; Metazoa; Arthropoda; Insecta; Diptera; Culicidae
Product: zinc finger CCCH domain-containing protein 15 homolog
Exons: 4
Coding region: 1-1272 (423 amino acids)
Biological process (GO): cytoplasmic translation
Cellular component (GO): cytosol
Molecular function (GO): metal ion binding; mRNA binding
Source: RefSeq, a predicted model, not a curated record
AUGCCCCCAAAGAAAGCGCCCUCCACGUCGAAGAAAACGGAAACUAAGAAAAAGGAGAAAAUCAUUGAGGACAAAACGUUUGGAUUGAAGAAUAAAAAAGGAGCUAAGCAGCAAAAGUUUAUAUCCCAAGUGGAAAAGCAGGUGAAGAGCGGUGGACAACAUAACCUAAACCAGAAUGUAAACGCCAAGAAGGAAGAAAAGGAAAAGAAGCUGAAGGAGCAGAAGGAGCUGGCCAAACUGUUCAAACCGGUGGCGACCCAGAAGCUGGAGGUUGGUGCCGAUCCGAAAUCGGUACUGUGUGCGUUCUUCAAGCAAGGCACCUGUACCAAAGGGGACAAAUGCAAGUUUUCGCACGAUCCUGCCGUCGAAAGGAAAUCGGAAAAGCGUUCGAUUCACGUCGACAUACGCGAUGCCGAUGCGAACGAUACGAUCGAAAACUGGUCCGAGGAGAAGCUGGCCGAAGUCGUUGCCAAAAAGCACGGCAAAGAGAAAACGAUGCCCACUACCACGAUCAUUUGCAAAUACUUCCUCGAUGCCGUUGAACGCUCGCUGUACGGUUGGUUUUGGGAGUGUCCCAAUGGCGAAAAGUGUAUCUACCGUCAUGCCCUGCCACCAGGGUACGUAUUGAAGAAGGACAAGAAAAGGGCCGAAGCACAGAAAGAAGAGAUAUCGCUGGUCGAUUUGAUUGAACGCGAGCGAGCAGCUCUUGGGCCGAGCCAAACGCGCGUGACACUGGAAUCGUUCUUGGCGUGGAAGAAGCGUAAGAUACAGGAGAAGAAGGACAAGUUACAGAAGGAGGAAGAACGCAAGCUGAAGGACUUCAAGGCCGGUCGCCAGAAUGGGCUGUCCGGUAGGGAAAUGUUCAGCUUCAAUCCGGAUCUGGUCGACGAUGGUAUGGACGAUGGUGAAGUGGCAGUCGAAUCGUACGGUCGCAACGAGGAUGAUGAUGAUACGAUUGAGUACAGGGAGCUGGAUUUGAACAUGCUUAGUCUGAACAUCAAAGAUGUCGAUAAUACGGGCACGGUUGCGGAAUCCGAUCGGUGGGAGAAGAUGGCAGCGGAAGCAGCCAGUCGAACUGCCGCGGAAGACGCUGAGGGUGAGAGUGCUGCCGCCGGAACUGCCAACGAUGCCGCACCUAUCAAUGAAAACCUGUUCCUUGAGGAAGAUCUCGAAGGAUUGGAUGACGAGCUUAGCGAUGAUGACGAAGACGAUGACGACGACGAAGCAGAUGGAGACGGUGGUGCUUCUAACGAAACGAGUGAAAAAUCGUGA